AAACUUUCCACUGAGUAUCCCGAAGUGCGUGGGAUCCUGGAAUGACGCGAGGAUAAGGACCGCGGAGCUCUAAAACAAGAUAAGAUUAACGAUGAUUAUAUAUUCCCACAGAUAGACGUGAGCUCAUUGCGGCAAAUAUUUAGAAAAAAAAAUCUUUAAACCAGGAAGAGGCAUGUAGUUAAUGAGUGGGUUCCCUAAACCGAGCCUUUAAAUGCUCUGCAGCGGAUUAUUUCAGUUUGUGGAAGUUACAGCUCCUGCAGGAUGAAAUUGGGAACUUUCUUAGUUUUUAUUUGGAUGUGCGCAUCUUCCUCUCUGUCAGCCGCAGAACUAUCUAAAGUGAAGGAUUCAGGUCCACAGAGCCGCUGCGUUGACCGAGCCUGCAACCCCCGCAUCGGUAACCUGGCUCUGGGUAGAGUGCUCAACACGCAGUCCGUCUGUGGCUCCAACUCUUCGGAGCGCUUUUGCUUCUUUACGCAGACUGCCGGGCCCCGCAGCAAGCAGUCCUGCUCUCCAGCUAAAUGCACCCGCUGCAAUGCUGCCAAGCCCAGUCAAGCUCACCCUCCUUCGGCCAUGAGUGACUCCUCUUUCCGCUACCCAGACACAUGGUGGCAGUCAGCUGAGGGAGUGGAGGAGGAGACGCUUCAGCUGAAUCUGGAGACGAAGUUUCUCUUUACUCAUCUGAUCCUGGUGUUCCGGUCUCCCCGCCCCGCUGCCAUGGUGCUGGAGCGCUCCCAAGACUUUGGACGCACAUGGAGGACCAUUAGAUAUUUUGCCCACCACUGUGAAAAGAUGUUCGGCCUCGCAGAGGGUUUACCUGUCGGGGAAGGCGGGGUAACCUGCACCUCCAAAUACUCAGGAGCUUUCCCCUGCACCAGAGGAGAGGUAAUCUAUCGAGCCCUGUCACCUUGGCACUCUGUGGAUCCCUACGGACUAGUUGCUCAGAACCAGCUCACUAUCACCAACCUAAGAGUCAGUCUCUUGCAGAGACAGCAGUGCCCAUGCCAGGCCAAAGGUCCUGGAGCUGCUCUUCUCCCAAUGGACCACUACGCUAUCUACGAUUUCGUUGUCAAAGGCAGCUGCCUUUGUAACGGACAUGCUGACCACUGCGUGCCAGCCAGGGGCUAUCAACCGGGCCCAGAGACGGCGAAUAGCAUGGUCCAUGGCAAGUGCGUUUGCAGACAUAACACAGCUGGCGACCACUGCGAGCGCUGUGCCCCUCUCUACAAUGACCUGCCAUGGCAGGCAGCCAAUGGCAUCAUGGGUACACCACAUGAAUGCCAGAAAUGCAAGUGUAACGGUCAUGCCAGGAGCUGCCACUUCAGCCGAGGACUGUGGCUAUCUAUGGGACGGCGGAGAGGAGGUGUGUGCGACAACUGUCUCCACAACACAGAGGGGCGUCAGUGUCAAAACUGUAAGAAGGGCUUCUACAGAGACCCGAGUCAUCCAAAGUCUGCACCAGACUCCUGCAAACCCUGCUCCUGCCACCCUGUUGGUUCUGUUCCCUCAGGUGGUGGCACCUUCUGCAACCCUAGCAGCGGGGAAUGCGCUUGUAAACCUGGUGUGGAAGGCCCCCACUGUGACAAGUGCAUAAUGGGAUACUGGGGGUUUCAUGAAUAUGGCUGCCGUCCAUGUGACUGCGUAGGGGACUGUGACCCCUACACGGGUGACUGCAUAUCUGGCUUAGAUGUGGAGUUCCUCUAUGCAGCUGCUGGAAACCCAGGAAACAGCAGCAAUAAUAGUGAGGCAGCACUCCUAAGAGUAGAGGAGCUUUUCUCUGCACUGCACCACUCUGAGAAAUGUGAAUGUAUUGAAGGUACCCUGGGCAGCCCUAAAUGGUUCUGUGUAGCUAAGUUUGACUAUGUUCUGGUGGUGAAAGUGAUGUCUGCUCAUGAUAAAGGCUCUCAUGCCGAGGUGGAGGUAAAGCUUAAAAAGGUUCUAUAUCAGAAGCCUCAGAUGAAGAUCCAGCAGGGAAGUGUCACACUUUAUCCCGAGUCCUGGACCGUCCGAGGCUGUACCUGUCCCAUCCUCAAUCCAGGAUAUGAGUAUGUAGUGGCUGGUCAUAAAAACUGGAAAACUGGCCGUCUCAUGGUGAAUACCAGGAGCUUUGUUAAGCCAUGGAAGUCGAGCCUGGGACGCAAACUCCUCUACAUUAUCAGAAAGAACUGUGGGCGCAGGUAAAAGGCUGCCAAGAACCACAAAGGAUGGAGAUGGUGGAUCAUCGUCUGUAUGACUGAUACCUGUAAGACUGAACGCUGAUGUCUGUAAGACAGAAAACUACCAAAGACUUGGGUUUUAAUCUGUCAAUAAAGGAUGCAGAAGAGAUAAAGACUUCUAUACAGGGAGAACUAAUGUUUUACAUUUAGUGUUUUCUGAUCCUUUUUCCAGAUUGUUUUUAUCUACACACAGUUAUAUUAUGUUUUCUUGCCAAAGUUUCAAAAAGUGUUUAUGGUCCUGCUUCGAUUAUUUUAUUGAAAAGUACUUGAACAUUUUCAAAGUCACAGUCUAAAUAAUUCCUUUGAUCUCGGAUAAUAAUAAAUUAUGACAAGUUAACUUUAAUGUGUGUGUUACUCCUUGGCAGAAAAACCUUUCUGCUCCACUCUGUUUGCUUUGCAAUAUAGUAAUUUAGCCUUUUAUGUAAACAGAGUUUACAGUCAAUCAGACUAAUUAUCAGGUUGCUUUCUGUCAUAUGGAAAAUCCACUUCCAUCUGAGGAGCUUCUGAGGCGUUCUCAUGUUGGAUCAUAAACCCUUUUUUGUGUUUGUGGGCGUGCUCUCAACAUGUGUCUUCUGAGCUUCAGAAGUAAACACAAAAUAUUUGGACAUUUUCGUAGGAGGCCAAGUUCAGAAUAGACCUGAUGUUCUGUCUCCAAGGAAAGCAACAAACAGCCUGACUAGAUGCAAAGACUUCCUCAGAAAUCACAUCAUCCGCAAUGUAAUUAACCCAAACAUGUCAACAAAAUUAAAAAAUACUUUUCUUUUUUCCCAUGAUUCGGGCCCUAAAUUAUGGAAUGACCUCCUGUUACGUAUCAGGCUGUCCUGUUCAUUAGCUGCUUUUAAAUCUUCACUCUAAACCAAGUUUGUUUUUAUUUCUAUUUGUUUCUUUUUUAGCUCUUAUUUUUGUUGUUCUUACAAUAUUUAUGAGUGUUUUCUGGUUUGAUUGUUUUGCACAGUACAGCACUUUGCUCCCUUUGAAUUAUUUUUUAAAGGCUUUAUAAAUAAAAUUUGGUUGGAUACUGAAGAAUGGAUACCAGGAUAUGCAUUUACUUCAGAUGAAGCUGAAUGAGCCAUGUAUGAUUUCUUCCCUCCUUUGGUUAUAAGAGAGUAAAACAUUUCCAGAUGAUCUAGACUUCUAAUGUAAACAGUAAAUGUCUAGUUUAGCUGAAAGUACAUCUGAGAAAUUAUUUAAUUUUGUUCGAGAUGCAGCUUCUGUUGUGUUGUGUGACACUGUUAAUAAAAUUGGAAAUGCAUGCAUUAAACAAAUACAUUAAUCUACAGUUACAUACAUGUUUUUGUAAUAAUAAAAAAACCUGACUUUAUAAUUCAUCAAAUGCAUUGAUCAAAAUGUGAGUUUGUUGUAUUUGGACAAUUGCACAGUAAAACGCAUGAAAAAAAUAAAUAAAUUUCCGUUUCCUUUUGAAAGUUAAAUAUUUAAUUGUGUUUUUAAAAAAAUACUUAAUCGAUGAGAAUUUUUAUCAGUGUAUUUACAAGAAAAGUGAUAUAUGAAUUUAAAUAAUAUUUUUUAUUUUCUUAUUUAAUUGUGUAUUUGAUGUAUCAUUGGCACAUUUAUCCAAUAUUUAUGUCUUUUUUUAAUGUAUCUAUUACAGUUUUAGUAACUAUCACUUAUAAAUAUUUAUUUGAAAAAAUA
Molecule: messenger RNA, 3863 nt
Organism: Girardinichthys multiradiatus
Lineage: Eukaryota; Metazoa; Chordata; Actinopteri; Cyprinodontiformes; Goodeidae
Product: netrin-4-like
Exons: 10
Coding region: 262-2178 (638 amino acids)
Biological process (GO): cell migration; basement membrane assembly; substrate adhesion-dependent cell spreading
Cellular component (GO): laminin trimer
Molecular function (GO): protein binding
Source: RefSeq, a predicted model, not a curated record